GUCUCACUAGCUAGAGCAGGCAACAUAGGAGUAUUAGACAAGAAGCACACAACAUGUGUGACAGACAAAGAAGACCUGUGCCUCCUUUGGGAACUCUCCGAUCCUCGUGGCUCCUAAUCUUGGUUGUCCACUCCUGUCUUUCGAGCUUUGCAGUACACCCUGCUGCUGCUGCUGCUUCUUCUUCUUCUCCAUCCAACACCGAUUUCCAAACCCUCCUUUGCCUGAAGCUCCAUCUCUCCAACGACCCCGGUGGCUUCCUAGGCUCAUGGAAGCAGAACGAUUCCAUCGGUUUCUGCCGCUGGCCCGGUGUCACUUGCAGCAAGACGAACACAUCUCGUGUCGUUGCGCUAGACCUCGGAUCAUCUGGCCUCAAUGGCCAAAUACCACCAUGCAUCACCAACCUCACUCUCCUCGCAAGGAUCCACUUCCCUGACAACCAGCUCAGUGGCCAGAUUCCACCUGAACUUGGGCAGCUGAGCAGGUUGGGCUACCUUAACCUCAGUUCCAACAGCCUUAGUGGUUCGAUCCCAAACACGCUGUCUUCCACUUACCUUGAGGUGAUUGAUCUCGAGAGCAACAAGCUCACUGGAGGUAUCCCUGGAGAGCUCGGGAUGCUCCGCAAUCUUUCGGUUCUGAAUCUUGCCGGUAACAGUUUGACAGGCAACAUUCCCAUUUCGCUCGGAAGCAGCACGUCCCUUGUUUCUGUAGUCCUCGCAAACAAUACACUCACAGGGCCUAUUCCAUCCGUGCUUGCCAACUGUUCAUCGCUUCAGGUGUUGAACUUGGUAUCAAACAACCUCGGUGGAGGCAUUCCUCCAGCCCUGUUCAACAGCACAUCGCUUCGAAGAUUAAAUCUUGGGUGGAACAACUUUACUGGGUCCAUACCAGAUGUUUCAAAUGUCGACUCGCCAUUGCAGUAUCUUACCUUGUCGGUGAAUGGUCUGACAGGCACCAUACCUUCAUCUCUGGGCAACUUUUCUUCCCUUCGCUUGCUGUAUCUUGCAGCUAACCAUUUCCAGGGCAGCAUCCCAGUAAGUAUAAGUAAAUUGCCAAACUUGCAAGAGCUUGAUAUAUCUUACAACUAUUUGCCAGGUACUGUCCCACCCUCCAUAUUCAACAUUUCUUCACUCACUUACCUUAGUUUAGCAGUCAAUGAUUUCACUAACACCCUUCCAUUUGGCAUCGGGUACACCCUUCCAAACAUCCAAACAUUGAUUUUGCAGCAAGGCAACUUUCAAGGCAAAAUCCCUGCUUCUCUAGCCAACGCAACCAAUCUUGAGUCCAUUAACCUGGGGGCUAAUGCAUUCAAUGGUAUUAUCCCUUCUUUUGGGUCCCUUUAUAAAUUAAAACAACUAAUUCUGGCUAGUAAUCAGCUGGAAGCUGGAGAUUGGUCUUUCAUGUCCUCAUUGGCAAAUUGCACACGGUUGGAGGUAUUGUCGUUGGCAACAAAUAAAUUGCAGGGGAGUUUGCCGAGUUCAAUUGGUAGUCUUGCAAACACCCUAGGGGCUUUGUGGCUGCACGCAAAUGAGAUAUCUGGUCCCAUACCACCAGAGACAGGGAGUCUCACAAACCUUGUGUGGCUUAGAAUGGAGCAGAAUUAUAUUGUUGGAAAUGUCCCGGGCACAAUAGGUAAUCUUGCAAACCUGAAUUCCCUAGACUUAUCACGAAACAAACUUUCAGGACAGAUUCCACAUUCAAUAGGCAAACUCGGUCAACUGAACGAGCUCUUUUUGCAAGACAAUAAUUUCAGUGGACCCAUUCCUAGUGCAUUAGGUGAUUGCAAAAAAUUAGUCAAUCUCAACCUUUCAUGUAACACCUUGAAUGGGAGCAUACCAAAAGAGCUUUUCUCGCUUUAUUCCCUAACAACAGGUUUGGAUUUGUCCCACAACCAGCUGUCUGCACAGAUUCCACAGGAGGUUGGUAGCUUGAUCAAUAUAGGCCUACUAAAUUUUUCCAACAACCAUAUUUCUGGGAAAAUUCCAACUACUCUAGGUGCUUGUGUCCGCUUAGAGUCCCUUCACCUCGAGGGUAACUUUCUUGAUGGCACAAUUCCUGACUCUUUCGUCAAUUUGAAAGGUAUUUCUGAGAUUGAUCUCUCCCGAAACAACUUGAGUGGGGAAAUUCCAAACUUUUUUCAAUCCUUCAAUUCUUUGAAGCUUCUCAACUUGUCCUUCAACAACCUAGAAGGUCAAAUGCCAGAAGGGGGGAUAUUUCAAAAUUCUAGUGAGGUAUUUGUCCAAGGGAACAUUAUGUUAUGCUCUAGCUCCCCAAUGUUGCAAUUGCCACUUUGCUUAGCAUCAUCUAGACACCGGCACACUUCCCGCAAUCUAAAGAUAAUUGGGAUUAGUGUGGCUCUUGUUUUGGUCUCUUUGUCAUGUGUAGCAUUUAUUAUCUUGAAGAGGAGUAAGAGAUCUAAACAAUCAGAUCGCCAUUCAUUCACGGAGAUGAAGAACUUCUCAUAUGCUGACUUAGUCAAAGCAACAAAUGGUUUCUCUUCAGACAACUUGCUUGGCUCAGGGACAUAUGGGUCAGUAUAUAAGGGUAUACUUGACUCUGAAGCAAAUGGAAUUGUUGCUAUCAAAGUUUUCAACCUUGAUGAACUUGGAGCACCGAAAAGCUUUGUUGCUGAGUGCGAGGCCUUUAGAAACACUCGUCAUCGUAAUCUUGUGAGGGUGAUUUCCGCAUGCUCGACAUGGGACAAUAAAGGGAAUGAUUUCAAAGCUCUUAUUAUUGAAUAUAUGGCUAAUGGCACCCUAGAGAGCUGGAUUUAUUCCGAAAUGAGAGAACCGUUGAGUUUAGACUCCAGAGUAACAAUAGCAGUGGACAUAGCUGCAGCAUUGGAUUAUUUACAUAACCGCUGCAUGCCCCCUAUAGUCCACUGCGAUUUGAAGCCUAGCAAUGUGCUUCUAGACAAUGCCAUGGGUGCCCGUCUCAGUGACUUUGGGUUAGCGAAGUUCCUUCCCACUCACAAUUCCACAAGUAUUACUAGCUCUACAAGCUUAGGGGGACCAAGAGGCUCAAUUGGAUAUAUUGCACCAGACAUAAAAGCGUGAGAAGAGGAAGACUCUACUGGCAUGAUUCUGUACUUAAUUAGCACAUGAUCAGAAGGCUGAUCGAGAACUAGGUUGUGACCCUAGCCAUCUGCCUGUAGGCAUGUGAGUUGGACCUACUACUAUUUGGUUUCAGCUGUUGUUUGUCUAAUAGGACAAGAUCCUAUUUGUCCUAGUAAAGGUAUUAAACUCCUUUGGCUUAAAUUCAUCUCUAUAUAUGUUUUGUAUUGGUUAUCAAUUUGUA
This is a messenger RNA of Oryza sativa Japonica Group (Japanese rice), 3294 nucleotides long. NCBI's taxonomy places the organism in Eukaryota, Viridiplantae, Streptophyta, Magnoliopsida, Poales, Poaceae. The record is from RefSeq and is a predicted model, not a curated record.